Messenger RNA from Gallus gallus (chicken), 5168 nucleotides. RefSeq lists its product as uncharacterized. Lineage: Eukaryota; Metazoa; Chordata; Aves; Galliformes; Phasianidae. The coding region runs from base 2701 to 4740 and encodes 679 amino acids. The record is from RefSeq and is a predicted model, not a curated record. The transcript has 4 exons.
ACAGAGCGGGCGGGGAGGAGCGCAGGUUUUGGCCGUGGUGUGUGCAGGCUCUGUGAAAUGGUGAGGGUUAGAAUCAUAGAAGUUACCAUAGACGAUGAUGUUGCCACGCGGCUAGCGAAGCUCGAGCUUCCUGAAAAAUGCUGCAAAGAGUGAGACGGACGACUACAAGAGUGAAAAACUCUCAUACAAACACCUUCUUGCCGACAGACAUCCUCUCCUGUUAAUUAAGUGAAAGAUUAUUUUAACACAAACAGCUGCUGGGGAAUGAAGCAAUUUCCCACAGUCAGCUCCCUGCUGACACAAUGGGGCACUCACCCCUAGUGCAGGUCUGGAAGGAAAAAAAAAAAGAAAAAAGGAAAAAUAAAUCAGCCUACAUAUAGAAUAGUUAUGGAAAAUAACAGCCCCCUCUCCCCUGAUGGCACUAAUCCUAAGUGUGAGGCCACUCACAAAUGGCAGCACUAACAGGAUAAGCAACACAAUUGUGAUCGAUGUCGUAGCAUUUUCCACCCAAGUAACAGAUUUACCCUAUUCCAAAUUCAGCUUUCAUACUUUUUUUUCCCCCCCCUAUUUAUAGCAGUUCAUGUUUUAAAAUUAAUUUUUUCCUUUACUACAUCUGUUUUUAGAGGCUGAUUACUGGUUGUUGGAGCAGGCGAGCCGUUGCCAGCUGGCUGCAGGCUUUUAUUGGCUCUGUUUGAAGAUGGCUUGAUUUAGAGCUCACAGUUCUGUUACAAGGACGGCAGCCAUGUAAUGCAGACCCUCAAGAAAAGAGAUAAUUAGGACUCAGAUGAAAAAAUGUGUCCAGUUCUUUGGACCAAAAUGCUCUUGUUCAAGGAAUGUAGUUACUGUAUGCUAACAUUUAACAGCAGUCUCUCAGGACUGGUACACACAAUCAGAUCCGGCCCUCUCUCAGAGAGCUGGAUGUUGCUUUCUCUCAAAAUACAGACGUGCCACCCUGUAGCAAGUACUAAGUAUCUUGGGAACUGCAUUUCUGCAAGCAGGGCAGGAGUGGUGGAGAGAGUUGAAGAAGUGCUGAGAAGGCUAUGGUACAUUGUGGGGAGGAAAGGAACAAACGUGGCAGAGAACAGGAAGAACGAUGUGCUGGGAAAUGAUUAAUCCACCCCAAAGGCCCUUGCUAAGAAGUGGUGGGACAAGUUCAAUGCUUUUUGGCAGCCACAAGCAACUUCUGCUCCACACUCAGCCCCCUCCUUGCUCCUUUCAAGCAGACGUGCUCAAGCACAACUUCCUCUUGCUGCAGCCCAGACGCCCUGUCCCCACAGCAGCAUCCCUCACCCAUUCCCUACAGCUCUCUGGCAGCCCAACCCCUCCACUAUGCAUGUUUUACAGCUGUCCCGUGUCCCUCCACCUCCAGUAAGUGUUACUCAAGCAAGCAGGAACAAACAACCCAUGCUGGGGGAGGGGGGUGGGAGCCAAGUUUAAGAACUGCUGCUCUGUAUCCUGUUUUCCAACCAGGAUUGUUCCAGUUUCCUGCACUGUCUUAUCUAGAGCUGAAAAGCCAAAGCUCUCAUAUUUACUUGCUUUGUGCGUGCCUCAGCUUUCUAAUCUGUGAAACAGACCUUAUGAGACAUAAGAGAAACACAUCCAGGACUAUUACAGGGUGGAGGGACAGGAACAGUGUGGUUAAAGGUCUUCCAGUGUCUAUACAAUUAGGCUCUUUAUUUAGUUCUCCUGCUUGCAUAAGUCUGUGUACAUCACAGAGAGUUUCAGACAACCAUCCACACACUAUAAUGCUGCAUGGAGUUCAUGGAAAUGUAAAAGAGUAAAAGUAUGGAUAUUUAUGUUAGGUGAUUCAUUUUCCCCACAACAGCUCAAACCAGGCACAGGAACAUCUUAAAUAGGAAGAAGCAUUUCAGUGCUUACAGUCAGCUUUAAGGGCCCCACUGAAAUGCUGCAGGCUCCUUUAAAAUACACUUGACCACAUUUUUUGAAUGCAUAGAUAAAAUAAGCAUAUAUUAUGUUAACAUCUUGAAAGCUUACCAUGUGCAGGGCCAUGAGAGAGCAAAACAACUUCUUCUUUCCUUUUUUCUUCUAGUGAGCAUGAAUUCAUGUAACUCUAGGUUGUAUUAAUGCACUGAUUUCCCUAUGGGUUAAAAGCAAACAAACAUUCACUGCACAGCUUUGGAAUUUCCUGCUUUUCUGCAUGAAGGUGUGGGUUCUACACACAAACUCCAAGCUCUGAACCCCUUCCCCACACAGAGCCUAUUUUUGUUGGAAGCAGGUAGUGCCAUAAACACAGGUUUUUUUUUUCUUUCUACCCCCCUCCCCCCCCCCUUUUUGCUCAGUUCUAAUGGUAAAUUCAGUCUUCCUCCACUUCACAGUUUCUUUGGAAGUACUCUCAACCAAUGUAAAUAAGAGAGCAGGAGUGGGCUGAAGAAGUACCCUCAGCUGAUUACCAGAGUUUUUAUUUGGACCUAAAUCUGAAGAGAAAAAAGGCUUUUUCAAUGAGAUCAGGAAAAGGAAGACGUGUGCUUGGAGAUAAGGAGAGAUAAAAGCAUUCCAUUUAAGGGCUCCCGUGAUAGAAAUCAAGAUGAUCAUCUGCCAAGUCACUAACUUCAUGGCCUUAUGACCACACAGAGCUUCCAUUUCUAUUACCUUUUCCCACACUGUGUUCUGAGAGAAAAAGAAAGGAUAUUCUACUGAACUGCACACGAAAGAACACCCGGUGAGAUAAGAAACAGCAGCAUGUUUGAGAGCAUCACUGAUGAAGACUACAGCAAUGUCAGCUCGCUUUGCGAGGAUCUCUCCAACCUUGUCACCUGGGCACACACCCAUGGGGCUAUAUGCAUUCAUAUCCCAGCCUUGGAAACCAUGCAGAACAUGGGUCAGCCUAGCAAGGACAAUUCUGUUCUGUGGAUCUGUGGAGCUGGACACGCCUACCACUGGACAUGUGAAGAUUUACACUUUGGAAGCAGGAAAGAGAAUGAGGCUGCAGAAAAGAGAAAGAGGCAAACAUCCUUUGGGGCUCCAUCACGAGGCACUGCUUUAGGUGAAAAGAGAAUCAAGAUAGCCUCAUCUUUUGAAAGGGUUAGAAGAGACAGCGCUGCCACAGGAUCACGUGGCACACCUGCAGGGAGCUCUCAGCAAAAAGAUACCAUCUGCAUAAUACGUAAUGAACAACCAGCCAGACAAAAUCGAAGAAAGAGCAGAUCCAUGCAACCAGGCUCUGCAGCAGAGCAGCGUUUGUCAGUAUCCAUAGGCGAAAUCAGAACAGACCUCUGUGAGAUGAAGCUAGAAUGCAGUGAAGAUCUACACGUCAUCUCUGAUGAUGAACAGUAUGUACUGAAUGCAGAACACCAAGAAGAGAGAAUCAACCAGAAUAUUCUUUCACAGUCACCACCUGAAGAUGUAUCUGCUGAGGUAGGUUUGCGAAUGUAUUGUGAUCAGAAGACAGAAAUUAACAAGCAGACAGUCACCUCUGCAUCUGGCUUUAUCCCCACGACAACACCUACCCCAGCUCUUUGCUGUACUCUGAAAUCUCCUGGAAGGGAUCGAAAGAUCCUGGAAAGCAGCUUCUUGAGUCUAGGUCCCCUUAAUCCCACAGAGUUCACAAGAGAACAUUCUACAGCAAGGGAUUCCUCUGGGUCAGCAACGCCAAAAGAAGAUUUAGAAUUGAUUCCUAUCUCCAACACUGAAGCAAAAGCCCAGCGAGAGCCACCUGCCCCUGUGAUGUUCUUUGAGCUUGAAGCCACAGUGGAUGUCCAGCAGCAAAUCCACCUGAGCUCUUCUGAGUUCAGUGUCUCAGGAACCUUAGACUUGAAUGGGAAUGCCACCGAGGGCCCUGCGGAGGAGAGCAGGCUGUCAGGGUCUGAGCAGGCCCCUCGUCCUUCAGCCUCACUGAGCACAGAAAGCAGGAAUGCCAACCAACCUCCUGAACCUUCAGAAACCAAUGUGCUGAGCAAGAGAAACCGCAAUGCUGCCAACAUCAGAGUUUUCAGAGAGUGGUUGGAUGUGCACUGCCCUUCUGAAGCACGUGAGAUCUAUAAGCUGCCACCCAAAGACCUCGAUAAUUACCUGGCCUUGUUCUACACGUCUGCAAAGAAACAGAACGGCACGGAUUUCUCCACUGGUUCUUUGCAGUUCUUUCAGAGCAGCAUAGACAGGUACCUGAAGGAUCACAGUUAUAAGUACAGCGUGGUGAAAGGAGCUGAAUUCAGAGCAUCUCAGGAAGCCUUGAAACAGAAGCAUCAGCUUCUAUUCCAAAGAGAGAGAGAAGAAAACUGGACUCUCUUGGAGAACCUGACAGAUGAGAACGUGGAUCAUCUCCGUAAUAAGGGGCUGUUAAGUCAGAGCAACCCACAGGGCUUUCUGCACCUGAUGUUUGUAAAUAUCAUUAGGGGCUUCGGGGCGAGCACACACAACAAGGGCCAGAAUCUGUACUGGGGACAGCUGGUGCUCAGAAGGGACGUGGCAGGGCUGGAGUACCUGGAGUGGAAGCACGACCUCAAUGCAGACGGAGCUGUGGGGGAAUCGGUUCCACAUCUCUUUGCCAGACCCAACAGCCCCGAAAACUGCCCAGUCCAAGAUUACAAGAAGUAUGCAGAGAAGAGGCCGGGGGAUAUGCUGCAUGAUUACGACCCGCUGUAUCUGUCCCCCAGACACAUGUACUCCGUGUGGGACCAAGUGUGGUACAGCAGGAAAUCACUGACCACGGCCAAAAUAGGGAAUAUGCUGAAAGUCAUUCUCCGGCAAGUCAAAGCAUCUGAAAAGAAGCUCAGGAAAUAAAGGCAUCCACUUAAUUUCCGUUUGAAAGGAGUGUGUUUUGAAGUUGCAUUUGAGAAGUUUUAGUAGCAAUAUUCAGUAAAGGUGGAACAUCUCUUCAGUUUCACCUUAGAACACAAUGCCUGCAGGUUUGCAUUGCUUUCGUUCCCAGGUGAAGUGAAAAUCUGUUAUUCUAUAAACAGCACUGAUAUUUCUGUUAGUUAGAAAAGAGGAUGUUAAGUUUUCACGUUUGCAAAAACAAAGCCAAUGUUCUACAAUGUUGUUAGUGAUGUGAUAGAACAGCUGGCAUUAAAUGGGAGGGGGCUCGUUAGCUGACACAAUCAACUUCUUCAGCUGUUCAAUUGCUAUUCAGUCAAUAUAUUCUCUUCCAGUCCAGGCAAGUUGUUGGAUUGAAUUGUUGAUGCAUUCAAAUAAAACAGUUUUGCUUGACA